Molecule: messenger RNA, 1757 nt
Organism: Nezara viridula (southern green stink bug)
Lineage: Eukaryota; Metazoa; Arthropoda; Insecta; Hemiptera; Pentatomidae
Source: the annotation of a GenBank genome assembly
GGGAGGGUACGAUUGUUAUCAGUGAAGUGUUGUAAGUUCAUUUAUUCUGCCAUUGACCCAUGGCUUUAACUUACACCGGAGUCAAUUGCUAAAGUUAGACUGGAGAAUUGCCAUAGCAUUCCCUGGCUAGUUCAGUCCGUCAGUUAUGGCCCCGAAGAACGUAUGUGUGGUUGGAUUAGCGGACAUUGGAAGGAGUCCAAGACUGCAAUAUCACUGCAUUUCGUUAGCAGAAGAAGGAUACCAUGUUAAUGUCAUCGGAUAUAGGGGAGCUAAGCCCAAGAAGCAAAUGCUUAGCAAUAAUAAUAUCACAAUUGCCUAUUUGCCUCCUGUGCCUGAAGUCAACAAAUAUCUUCCGAGGAUUCUUGCCUACUUAUUUAAAGUUAUAUGGCAGAGCAUAAGCUUGUUCUUUUUUCUCCUCUUUAAGAGGCGCUCACACUUUGUUUUCGUUCAAACGCCGCCUGCCAUCCCAGUUUUUGCUGUGGCCUGGUUGUACAGUCUACUUGUAGCUGCAACAUUUGUUAUCGACUGGCAUAACUAUGCAUAUUCACUGAUGGCCUUAACAUUAGGUGAUAGAAGUUUUAUAGUUCGUGCCUCGUAUUGGUUUGAAUGCUACUUUGGACAAAAGGCAGCUUAUAACUUGUGUGUAACUAAUGCCAUGAGGAUGGAUCUUAUAGAGAGAUGGGCUAUAGUUUCAAGAGUACUACACGACAGAGCCCCGUCUGAAUUCAAAAGAGCUACUCUUGAGGAAACUCACAAUCUUUUGACCCGACUAAGUCAAAGGUAUCCUCUUCUUGGUGGUGCAGCAUAUUCUACACUGUUUACCAGGCUUCGGGAGGAUGGUACAGUUGAACUAAGAGAAGACAGGCCUGCACUUCUUGUAUCUUCAACGUCUUGGACUGAGGAUGAGGAUUUUAAUAUCCUUUUCUCUGCUCUUAUUGAUUAUGAUAAAUCGGAUAGGAAAGAUAUACCUCAACUAAUCUGUGCCAUUACUGGAAGAGGCCCAUUGAAAGAUUACUACAUUGGUAUAAUACAGGCUACUACAUGGAAAAGAGUUUCUAUUAUCACUCCUUGGCUUGAAGAGGCUGACUAUCCGACAUUGCUUGGAUCAGCUGAUUUGGGUGUCUCCCUCCAUAUGUCUUCAUCCGGUCUUGAUCUUCCCAUGAAAGUUGUUGAUAUGUUUGGCUGUGGCUUGCCAGUUUUUGCUCAUGAUUUUAAAUGUGUUGGCGAAUUAGUGAGAAAUGGAGAGAAUGGAUUGGUGUUCUCUGAUGCUGUCCAAUUGUCCUCAAUGCUGAUCGAUUGGUUCUCAGGGUUUCCGAAGCUGAGACUUGAAAAGUUUGAAAAGGGCAUAAAGGAGUUCCAAUCUGUUCGUUGGCACCAAGCUUGGUUGGAAACAGCCCUCCCCAUAUUCAAAAAGUGAUGCUUGCAGCUGAAAAAACAUGUUUGCUUAGUGAAUAGUCACAGUUUUGUUGAUUUUGCACUCAAUUAUUAGCAACAGCUUGAAAUUGGGAUGGCUAAAUAUCUGUGUAUUAAGGCAUUAUCUUAAGAUUCGAUACCGUUUUAAAACGUUAGAGUUCUACUGGACUCUGCUCCAAGGAGGGCCAUAUCUUUUUAUCUGGUCAUGGGCCAGGGGCUUUCUUUUUAAGUAAUAGUCUAUUUUUUUCUGCAACAUGUUCAUUUAAUUCAGUUAUUUAUAAUUAUGGAUUCUGAGAUUCUUUUAAAGAUUAAAGAAUAAAUGGGUCUGUUUUUUUUUUUUUUUU